Messenger RNA from Megalopta genalis, 2873 nucleotides. RefSeq names its product membrane-attack complex domain containing protein torso-like (gene tsl). The record is from RefSeq and is a predicted model, not a curated record. Lineage: Eukaryota; Metazoa; Arthropoda; Insecta; Hymenoptera; Halictidae.
CGAACGGAAACAGAACAGAGAGAAGCACGCGCGAGCGCGCGCGCAUUCACUGGCGAUCGUUCGCCGCGAGUAGAUACGAAAUACGAAGUAGCCGCAGUCGCGGAGAUCCGCUGCUCACGGUGAGAUCGUGGCCCGUCGCGAUCGUGAGCGGAGAACGGCGUCGAUCGUGAUCGAUCGAUCGACUCUCGCGACGGAGGGCGUGCACGAUCCCCAACGGGAACCAAAGACGAGACGCUGUUGGAACGCUGCGAUGAAUCAAUCAGGAGCCUGAGCUCUCCGGGCAACGAUCCGAACCGAUUGAUCGUCGGCUCCGAUCCAGUUUGUCGAUCGAUGAGUGACAGUUUCAUGGGCGAUCGAUGGAGGCCCGUGUGACCCCCGCGUGGAACCUCUGCCGCCUAUUUUGUGAAUUCUAAACUGACUUCGAUUCGGAGACUGUAAAAUUAGCUUGCCGUUGAUCGAUGACGUUGCAGUGGAUUUUUCUGAUUGGCGUUCGACGUUCGAUCUAGGACCAGUAUCGUGCUUGUUCGCAAAGAAUUCAGUGGUUUCCUGAAGACGUUCGGGGCGAUGAUUCGAUUCUCUGGCGGCAGAUCCGCGUAGCUUGCGACAUUGGAUGAUCUACGAGGGACGCGAGGAGAUGGAGAAUCCUUGAGACGAUCAGGUGGUACCGCCACAGGCAGCCGCGAGAGAUGUGGUCGCGAGCGCGAUUCUUGGUCCUGGCGUGGAUACUCGCGUUGUUGGUGGGAACACGGGUCAGCGACGGGUCGCAGGGGCCUCGUCUCGGCGGCGCCGUAAAUAUCUUCAGCCGAUACGGCUACCUGAGCAUCAGCAUGAGAGUGUUGCCCAGAAACGACACCGACACCUGGAUAUUCCGGGAGCCGACGUUGGACGUUUUCACGAACCCGGUCCCGGCGGCGAACAGGCAACGCCAGCAGACCGCGUUCUUCGACGGCGACUUCCACAUGGAGUUCUGCGACAGCAUCCGGCAGCUUCUGCAGGCCUACUUCCGGGACUUCACGUUCGAGAGGCUCGAGAGACCGUGGCGGGCGUUCACCGGCAGCUGGUCGAAGGCUGCCAUCGCUCGGCAUCUGGGCAUCAACGCCUCCUUCAUCACCGGCGAGCAUUGUUACGUACUGGUGCGCGUCGCCAGGUUCCGGGAGAAUCAGAAGCUGGCUGGCACGGCGGAGUCGAUGAUCCUCGACGAGGCCGUCUACAGGGAAACGAAGAACGUCACGGUCGGCGACACCGCCAGCGUUGUCCGAUUCAUCAAAAACUUCGGCUCGCACUACAUCGCUUCCUUCGUGACGGGCAAUUCUUUGUACCAGGUAUUCGUCUACACCCCGCAAGCCUAUCUGCGCAUAAAGGAGCGUUUGAAGACACGUGGGGUAGCGAACUUCUCGAAUCUCGAGUUAAGUAAUUACUUCUCGCCGUGGUACGCCGAGCACAUCGGCGUGAUCCAAGCGGCGAGUGGAAACCGCACAGUUGAAGCAUGGGCGGUGGAACGGCUCCGUAAUCAAUAUUACAUAUUUUCACACGCCAGCUUAUUGAAACUGCACGGAGACGCGAUGCUGUUGAAGCAGCUCGACGAGCUUCUGGGCAACGAGGCACUGUUGCAGCUGCAGCUGCGAACGCUUGCUCCGAUCUUCAACGACACACAGCGCCGCGAAUGGUUCCUCGAGGUGAUCGACAAUUACUUUAAGUUAUGGGAAGUGAAUAUGUGAGGACCUGUACCUAACGUGGGAAGAAACGAUACGAGAGGAAACAGUCGGUGGCGGCUUCGUUCCACUCGCGUGAUUUGAUCCGCGCACGGAAGCACUACGCGUCCACGUGUUUGCGAUACGGAGCAAACGGUGAAGGACGUGUCAAUGACUUCCAGCGAGUACCGGUCAUCUGCAGCUCGAUGAUGAUCACAGCUCCGGAUCGUCGGGAAUCGAGAUCCACUUCGAAAGUUCACUAUCGUUUUCCGUCGAACGGAUACUAGGAUGUAGGAGAGAAACGGCCCAACUGUCGUGUUGUUAUAAAUAAGUAUUUAUUAUUAUAAUCGAUAAUAGAAAACAUUUUUAUACAAACGUUUUAAAUAUAUCACAAGCAUUUUUCGCAAAAGUGUCUUGACUGAAAAAUAAGCGACGUCUUGUUUCUUGAAGUUACUGUUAUGUUCUAGAGAGUACAUAUUUGUUUUGCUUUCAUUCGGUUAUCCCGGAGGGUAAUACGAUAGACAAAGAAACAAGACCUCGCGAUCUUUUUCUCUUUUUUGUGUUGAGUUUGACUAUUCUUCUCGAGUUAGGUGAAGUUUGGUCGACGAACCAAUUCAUGUGAAAGUAAAUAUGUACGCGGAACGUGAUUUGAGAUUUACGAAGUCAUGGACGUUUCUAGUAGAAUUUAAACAAAUCAUUAAAAAUACUGAGUACGAGUAAAGGGAAUGUUAGCGUGUAAUUCCCUUACAUAGUCGAAAUUGAUUUGAUUGGCACGAUGAGAUGACUGAUGAAUGAAACUUAUAUGGUUAAGUUAGUUUAAUUGAAAAUGAAAUGUCAUGUGUUAGACUACGUUGAACGUUUUUCUCGUCUCCCCUCGUACAACAAACUAGCUUCGAUAAAAGUAGUGAGAGCACAAAAUAAAUUUGAUAAGAUGUUUUAUACUGAUAGCAUUGAAGAGAACGUUAUUUCGUGAUUGAAAAGUGCACGAAAAUCUAUCGUGAAAUCAGUAUUUUUAUAUGUAUAAUUCAACUGUACUUUGUAUAAAUUAUAAUAUAAUCGACACUUAAAAGAUGGGACCUGAGAACCUUACUUUAUUGUUUUUGAUAAAAUCUUACAGAUAAAAUGAUUUAUUACCAAAAAUAAAAUGGCGCCAUAUUGCGAAUAAAAGAAUCAUUCAAAUGA